UCUGCCAUUAGCCCCCCCCAAAGAAUAUUUGGGGGUGGAAUUAGGGCUGGGGUUUGAUCGGCAUACCCCUGAAUGGCCUCGACCGACGCCGUUUCGGACUCUGCCCUCUGCAUAAACGACGUUCUGACGGAUGAUGAGCUCCGGUCCAUCCUGGCCAGGCUCGACGACGACAAGGACAGGGAUAUCUUCGGGCUCGUUUGUAAGAGAUGGCUUCACUUACAGAGCACCGAGAGGAAGAAGCUUGCUGCUCGUGCGGGGCCCCACAUGCUCCGCCGAAUGGCUGCCCGGUUCACCCGCUUGGUCGAGCUCGAUCUCUCUCAAUCAAGUUCUCGCUCUUUCUAUCCAGGGGUUACCGAUUCCGACCUCUCUGUUAUUGCCAAUGGCUUCAGAUACUUGAGGGUGCUCAAUUUGCAAAAUUGUAAAGGGAUCACAGAUGUUGGAAUGGCUGCAAUUGGUGAGGGUCUUUCAGCAUUGCAGUCUUUGGAUGUAUCCUACUGCAGAAAGCUGACAGACAAGGGGUUAUCAGCAGUUGCCAAGGGGUGUCCUGACCUACGAAUAUUGCAUCUGGCGGGAUGCAGAUUUGUUACAGAUGGAAUAUUAGAAGCUCUCUCCAAAAACUGUCAUAAUUUAGAAGAGUUAGACUUGCAAGGAUGCGCAAGUAUUACAGACAAAGGACUGACGAGCCUUGCAAGUGGCUGUAAACAAAUUAAGUAUUUAGACAUCAACAAAUGCAGUAAUGUUGGUGAUGUAGGGGUUUCUUGCCUUUCCAAGGCUUGUUCGUCUUCUCUCAAGACACUGAAAUUGUUAGAUUGCGAUAAAAUUGGGGAUGAAACUAUAAUAUCCUUAGCUGAAUUCUGUAACAAUCUUGAGACUUUAAUCAUUGGUGGUUGCCGGGAUGUCUCCGAUGAUGCAAUAAAGUCACUGGCUACUUCUGGUAGAAGAAAUCUAAAGAACUUGCGGAUGGAUUGGUGUUUAAACAUCUCUGACUCAUCAUUGAGCUGUAUAUUAAAUCAGUGCAGAAGCCUUGAAGCUCUGGACAUUGGCUGCUGUGAAGAGGUGACAGAUGCUGCAUUCCACUUAAGCAGUGAAGAAGCUGCUCUGAAUUUGAAGGUUCUGAAGGUGAAUAACUGUCCAAAAAUCACAGUGGCAGGUAUAGGCAUUCUUUUGGGCAAAUGCAAUUAUCUAGAAUAUUUGGAUGUAAGGUCCUGCCCACAUGUUACCAAGGCUGGGUGCGAUGAGGCUGGGUUGCAUUUUCCUGAAUGCUGUAAAGUUAACUUCAAUGGCAGCAUCAGUGAACCUGUUAAGCUUUUCUGAUGCUAUGAUAAUUUAACAAGGCUGGUAUCAUCUGAAGAUGAAGACAUUUGGAGAUGUGAAGUGGAUGCAUCUAGUAUCAUGUGUAUCAUAUCAGUUUCAUCCCGAGUUGUAAAUUGGGUCUGUAUUUGUAUAUUUGUUUUCUGCAUUUGCAAAUUAUUGCCUUACUCUCUUUGCAUUUGUUCCUUGGUUCGCCUUGUGCAUGAAAAUCCUCACAUCAUUGGGACCUAUUUCACCUCAAAAUUCGUUGUUCUGCGUUGCGAUGUA
Messenger RNA from Neltuma alba, 1578 nucleotides. Its product is annotated as F-box/LRR-repeat protein 2-like. Lineage: Eukaryota; Viridiplantae; Streptophyta; Magnoliopsida; Fabales; Fabaceae. The record is from RefSeq and is a predicted model, not a curated record. Bases 73 to 1314 code for a protein of 413 amino acids. Gene Ontology annotation, molecular function: protein binding. Gene Ontology annotation, biological process: SCF-dependent proteasomal ubiquitin-dependent protein catabolic process. The transcript is spliced from 2 exons. Gene Ontology annotation, cellular component: SCF ubiquitin ligase complex.